CCUGCAGAGCCGUCCUCCAGCGCGGCCAUCGCCUUGCCCGGCCCGGCGCCUCUGUCGCUGUUUUUGACCAACAUCAAGCUCCUAGAUCUUGACCAGCUCCCCGACUGGCCUGAGAUCACAGCCGAGACAUUUGCCGCCUCCGGCACCACCUUGCAGGACCAGAAGAGGCGAGUACAGUGCGUAGAAUGGGCCUUGUAUCAGCUGUUUGUCAUCUGGGAUCCCGACGAGGCAGCGAAUCAAGCCAAGAAAAAUGGCGACCUCGGCAGGGACACCAUCAUUCGCAAGACGAUGCUGGAUGAGUGCAAGGGCGAGAGGCUGGAGGAAGUCCUGGCCUUUUUUUCCACCGCCGUCCUGAAAAAGGUCGUUUCUGAAAGCCUUGCCGCCAGUCACAGCUAUGUGACGCCCGUCGUUGAGCUCGCCUUUGAGAACAAGGGCUACAAGACUCGCUUCCAGGGAUUCGCCAGAGUUCUCGACGACAAGGAAGAUGAGAUUAUCCGUAGACGAGAGGCUCUUGAGUACAAGGAGAUGGACGGCGGCGGCCAGACCGUCUCUGACAACGCCAGAGCAGAGAUGCGACGGACUGUGCGCCACAACUGGUCGGGCAGCGACGCCUGGAUGGAAGCUCUCUUGUGCGGAGAUGCAAAGCAUGGCGGCCUGCUGGCUACCAAGUUUGACAGAGUCUGGAGACGAGCCCAGCAGGGCCGGCUCGACGAGCUCGACACGGAUGAUGUUGGCCUUUUGGAGCAGCUGGACAGCAGGGUCAAGAUGCAGAGGGACAGGCUCCGCAAGUGGGAUGCUUUUCGCAGAAGCACCUUUGGCGAGACGAGGGCCACGCCGACCAAGCCCAGGGCAUCUGCUGCCAAGGCAAAGGGCAUCGACCUCGGCUUCUCUGCUCACCUGGACUUGCAUACCGGUAGGAGAGUCAAGCCGACCAGAGCUGCACUGUUCCAGCACGCGCCCCAGAUGACGGACGAUUACGCCGCGCUGGUCUCGGAUCUGAAAUACGAACUGGGAAAGAUC
Messenger RNA from Trichoderma reesei QM6a, 1020 nucleotides. RefSeq lists its product as uncharacterized. NCBI's taxonomy places the organism in Eukaryota, Fungi, Ascomycota, Sordariomycetes, Hypocreales, Hypocreaceae. The transcript has 3 exons. The record is from RefSeq and is a predicted model, not a curated record. The annotation marks the transcript as partial.